UGCUAAUUCUUUAGCUCCUAGUCAAAGCUCUUACACAGGCAGUUGUUUCUAAAGGUAAACACUAAAGCAGUACUGUAUGGGUUAAUAUUUAUUCACUAUGUGCUCCCUGACCUCAGCUUAGCUUUAUCAGCUUCAGUACCCUCUUGUCAGUUUCAUAUCGAGCUUUCAGAAUCAUUGUACAAUGCGUCCCUAUUUCACUGUUCACAUGCUGGUUGUGAAUGCAUUGCUGAUACCAUUAUGCCAUGGCAACCCUGAUCUGACCAGCACAAACGUGUGCUCCUCGAUUCAGGGGCCUCCAGGGGUCCCUGGAAACAAUGGAUUACAUGGCAGGGAUGGGCGAGAUGGGCGAGAAGGUCCAAAGGGUGAAAAGGGGGAUAUAGGCUCUCCUGGACAACGGGGGGUGCAGGGUCCCCCAGGAAAGAUGGGACCCGUGGGACCACAAGGCAAACCUGGGCUUUUAGGAACCAAAGGUCAGAAAGGAGAAGAUGGACGUGCAGCGGCACCCUGUGAUAUGGGUCGCGUUGCAGCUUUAGAAGCAGGGCUUAGCACCUUACAAAACAACUUCAACAAGCUUGAGAAAGUUCUCCAGUUACUACAGGUAAAGAAGGUGGGACAAAAACACUACGCGACUGAUGGGAGAGUCAUGAACUUUGAAUCUGCCCGCAAGAAAUGCCAAACGAUUGGAGGAUUGCUCGCUAUGCCCAAAACUGAAGAAGAAAACAAAGUAAUACAUGACUUUGUGAGUUUUUAUCAAAACCCAGCCUUUCUCGGAAUAUCUGAUGUAAAGAAGGAGGGCUCAUUUGAGUAUAUUACAAAAGGAAGCAUAACGUACACCAAAUGGAGCCAAGGUGAACCCAAUGACUAUAAGGGAAAGGAAGAUUGUGUUGAAAUGGUGUCCAGUGGGUCCUGGAAUGAUAAAAACUGUGGAGAAGAACGACUUGUAGUGUGUCAGUUUGAAAUUUGAAUUAUAACAUUCACUUUGUAAGAUUCCAUUUGGAUCUUCAUAUUCCAUUGUAAUAAUAUCAUUUAAAAGCACCCACGUGGCCUCAGUAGAGCGCUCAGAAUCUCCAAGUACAUCAGCUUUAUUGUAUUGCCAUGUCUAAUACCUGCUGGAUUAUUAAUAUGCAACCUACUGUACUGUAUGUUAAUCAAUAAACUUCUAUAAACUA
Molecule: messenger RNA, 1169 nt
Organism: Acipenser ruthenus (sterlet)
Lineage: Eukaryota; Metazoa; Chordata; Actinopteri; Acipenseriformes; Acipenseridae
Product: mannose-binding protein A-like
Exons: 5
Coding region: 182-964 (260 amino acids)
Source: RefSeq, a predicted model, not a curated record